Messenger RNA from Vigna angularis (adzuki bean), 1460 nucleotides. Its product is annotated as ADP,ATP carrier protein 3, mitochondrial. Gene Ontology annotation, cellular component: mitochondrial inner membrane. NCBI's taxonomy places the organism in Eukaryota, Viridiplantae, Streptophyta, Magnoliopsida, Fabales, Fabaceae. The transcript has 4 exons. Gene Ontology annotation, biological process: mitochondrial ADP transmembrane transport; mitochondrial ATP transmembrane transport. The record is from RefSeq and is a predicted model, not a curated record. Bases 170 to 1285 code for a protein of 371 amino acids. Gene Ontology annotation, molecular function: ATP:ADP antiporter activity.
CUCAGUUUUUUCCGCCAAAAAGCAAAAGCAAAAAUAGUGAAGGGCAAAUCCGUCAUUAUGUAAAACCCUAAGCCGCUGGUUAUGUGCUCCAUUUAUAGUCUCAACUCAAUCUUCGUCUCUUCCCUUCUCUCACGUACCCUCUCUUCAGGUUGCUAUCUAGACUGCAAUCAUGGCUGAUGGACUGGAACAUCCAUCAGUUGUUCAGAAGCUAGCUGGACAGUCUUACCUUGUCUCCAGGCUCAGCCCCAACAUUCACUCCAGGAAUUAUUCUGCAACUGGUUCUUACCUCAAUGGAGGACUGCACACUUCUGGGUUGGCUGCCUUGUCAUCUGUAUCUCCAAUUACUGCACAUGCUCCAGCAGAGAAAGGACCAGGUGCUUUUAUGGUGGAUUUUCUGAUGGGCGGAGUAUCUGCUGCUGUAUCAAAGACAGCUGCUGCUCCAAUUGAGAGAGUUAAAUUGCUCAUUCAAAAUCAGGAUGAAAUGAUCAAAAGUGGUCGGUUAUCUGAACCAUACAAGGGAAUUGGUGAUUGUUUUGCUCGAACCAUGAAGGAUGAGGGUGUAAUUGCUCUUUGGAGAGGCAAUACUGCCAAUGUUAUCAGAUACUUCCCCACUCAGGCUCUGAACUUUGCUUUUAAGGAUUACUUCAAGAGGCUAUUUAACUUUAAAAAGGACAAAGAUGGCUACUGGAAAUGGUUUGCUGGAAAUUUGGCAUCUGGUGGGGCUGCUGGGGCUUCUUCUCUCUUAUUUGUCUAUUCUUUGGAUUAUGCCCGAACUCGUUUGGCUAACGAUUCAAAGGCUGCAAAGAAGGGUGGUGAGAGGCAGUUUAAUGGUCUGAUUGAUGUAUACAGGAAAACCAUUAAGUCUGAUGGUAUUGCUGGCCUUUACCGUGGUUUCAACAUUUCAUGUGUUGGAAUUAUAGUGUACCGUGGUCUUUACUUUGGAAUGUAUGAUUCUCUGAAACCAGUUGUUUUGGUUGGUGGGUUGCAGGAUAGUUUCUUUGCUAGUUUCCUUUUGGGAUGGGGAAUCACAAUUGGUGCUGGUUUGGCUUCCUAUCCCAUUGACACUGUGCGUAGAAGGAUGAUGAUGACUUCUGGAGAAGCUGUGAAGUAUAAUAGCUCUUUGCAUGCAUUUCAAACAAUCGUAGCAAAAGAAGGUACCAAGUCACUCUUCAAAGGCGCUGGUGCAAACAUAUUGCGUGCUGUUGCAGGUGCUGGUGUGCUUGCUGGUUAUGAUAAGUUGCAGCUUAUUAUGUUCGGAAAGAAAUACGGGUCUGGUGGGGGCUAAAAUGAUGACGACAAUUUCCUAGGAUAAUCAUGUUUCCCAUUUGGAAUAAUUUUGAAUGAAAAUAUUGGUAUUUUGAUAUUUUCCAAAUUUAGGACCGUGAAACAAAGAAAUCACAAUUUUGUGAACAAAAUUCUUCAUUUUGGUUGAGAAAAUGAGACUAUUGUCUUGAUUGCUA